Molecule: messenger RNA, 3313 nt
Organism: Cuscuta europaea
Lineage: Eukaryota; Viridiplantae; Streptophyta; Magnoliopsida; Solanales; Convolvulaceae
Source: the annotation of a GenBank genome assembly
AGGCCUUAGGUUUUUUAAAACACACUUCAUCAGAGUCCGGUAAUAAGACGAAGAGCCGCUGGUCGACUAAUGUAAGGUUUCACGCAGCAAGAAAGCUUCCAGAGUCCGGACGACGCAGCUCUGUGGUGUUUCAGACCACCCCGUUUUCACAUCUGCGCCAUUAUCACACCUCCGCCGUUCCUUGCUUUGGGCCUUUCAUCUCCUUCGCUCGAAACUUGUUUUUCCAACCGAAAUUAAGAUAGUUAUGGAUCGUAGUUGGAUCAAUUGUAGACGAACGAGUGAUGAGUAUGAAAACGGGGUUGAAUCUUUUCUGCAAUUCGCAAAAACAAAUCUGCCUAGUAGUAGUGAAAAGUUUCACUGUCCUUGUGUUAACUGCUUGAAUGAGAUACGACUAGACACUGAAUUAAUACGAGAGCAUCUCCUGUGUGAUGGAUUUCUUAAAAGCUAUACAGUAUGGAUAUGGCAUGGUGAGCGGUACAAUAUGCCCACUACAUCAUCUCAUACGGAGGAUGUUGCUGAACCAGAAAUGGGUGAUCAUUUGGAGGACAUGAUACGUGAUGUCGGAGAGGAGGCUUUUAAGCUAUCACAUAUUUAUGAAACACUAUGCGAUGACGCAGAGAAACAUUUGUAUCCCGGGUGCACCAAAUACACACGACUUGCAGCCGUGCUAAAAUUGUUUAAUCUGAAAGCAAAGAAUGGGUGGAGUGAUAAGAGCUUCACCGAAUUGCUUGUGUUGUUAAAAGAUAUGCUUCCUAGUGGUAAUACAUUACCAAACCGCAACUACAAGGCAAAUAAGGUAAUUUGUCCUUUGGGUAUGGAGUAUAAGAAGAUACAUGCAUGUCCGAAUGAUUGUGUACUGUACACUAGAUGGUCAGUGGUUCUCCAAGGAAAACAUUUACUUGUCAAUGAUGACAACAAUGAUCUUGCUCCAGUCACAUUUGAGAAUCCAUUAUAUAAUUCAAUAUCUGUUGUGAUUGAUGAAAAUGAAUUAGACAAUGUGCAAGCAACUCGUGAUGAUCAUAUAGAAGGAUUGUGGGAGAACAUUCCAGAUAGUACUGAACAAUAAUAUGGACGAGCAAGGGACAAAUGGAUCAAACAGUAGAUCUUCAAAAAAAGAGGAAGGGAGCCCACUAGAUUGAAGGCAUUGAUGCGCAAUCGUGCAGCUAACAACCCACUACCUAUCCGAUUUAAUUCCAAGGGGAAAGCAGUGGGCCCAAACAAGAAGUUGUUUGUUAGUUUUGUGGCCCUCCAGGGAAGGAUGAGAGCUUGUAUAACAAUCUCAGAAUGGGAAGCGGUUGAGGAGGGAGUUAAGAACCAGAUCUGGGAAGCUAUUCGGCUCACCUUUGAGGUCCCUAAUGAUCCAGUACUGAGGAGAAAAUGGAUUGGAUAUGCUGGUAGCCGGUGGACGGGUUUCAAGACUUUUUUGACGUCAACAUACAUAUUUGGCGCUCGACGUGGGCAAGACCCAACUGUGAAGUAUAAGUGGAUUGAAACUGAAACCUGGAAAAAGUUUGUCCUAAGCCGACAAGACCCUGUUUUUCUGGAGCGUCGAAGGAAAGCACAAGAAAUUCAGGCAUGUAAUGAUUGUCCCCACAGGUUAUCAUGGGGUGGGUACGAGUUGCUUGAAGAAAAGAUGAUGGCAGAAAAAUUGGAACUGCAACAAGAAGCCUCAAAGUCUGAUUCUUCUGUGCUUUUAAAACCUCCUUCUCCCAUCAAGCGCCAUCAUAAAUGGAAGAGAGGUCGUAUUGGAUCAAAUGGCCAAUAUACGUCCAAGACGGCUCGUGAAAUUGCAGAAAAAAUCAGUACCUUAGAGCAAGAGGAAAAUCAAGGAACAUUUGUUCCCCUAGGUCGUGAUGACAUCUUAACGACAGCUAUUGGACGACCUGAGCACCCUGGACGUGUACGUGCUGUUGGAGCAGGUGUUGGCAUUCGUGAAGUAUUUCCAAACACAGGACGCCAAAGAAACACGUCCCCGGCUUUAACCAAGCAUGAUGUUGAUCUGAUAAAAAAGGAAGUGCGAGAUGAGGUGACACAAGAGGUGACUGAAAAUUUGUCAAAGAUGUUCGACCAGAAACUUCGGGAUGAGCUGCUGAAGCUGGGAUUUAACACACAUCAAGAACCACAUAGAGAGGUACACAACCUGGGCGCUACUAUACAACAUCAAAAAAUAGCUGCAGAUUUUGUUAGGGUGGAGGUGGUAGAGGUUAUAGAUGCACUUGCAUUGGUUCCUAUUGCCACAGAUGAAGUUCAAACUGUGGGACAGGCUCCCAAACAAUUCAUUCAAUGGCCAAGGCGGUUAAUUAAUCCCAAUAAGGAUAAACGAGCAUACCAAAAGGAUGAUGACAAUGACCAAGUGGAUGUUCCCAAUGAGCACAAGGAUCCAAUAGCCCGCUUACUGGAAAUGACAAAACACCUUGAUGGACAGCCUCUGGAAUUAGUUUUAAAAGGAGAUGUCAUUGGUGUUGCUGAUAUCUCCCUUUUUCUUAGUUCAGAGGAGAUAAUGGAGAUGUGUUCGGGUAAUCAAAUGCUCAGUACAAAGGUUAUGCGAGUCUGGAUAAUGUACUUGCACAAAUUGUGUACUAAAAAGAACAACAAACACUUGUAUGGAUUCUUUGACCCUCACACCAUUCAAGAUGUGGGAAACAAGCGUGAUGAAACCCAAACCUACAUAUUAACUCACAUCAAGGACAACAAGGACUGCUAUCUAGUUCCAUAUUACUAUCCUAACCAUUGGCAGCUAUUCGUAUUGUGUCCUAAGCAAAACCUUAUUGUGUUCUUGUGCUCCUUGGGGAAUAAGCCAAAGACAAAUGUGAAGAGUGUUUUUGAUAUGGCAAUGCAAGCACAUCAAAUAACAAAAAAUAGGAGGAAUUCCAAACCAAGAUGGAUUAAGCCGAUUUCUAGAAUGCAAAGGGGUAGCUAUGAGUCUGGGUAUUAUGUUAUGAGGCAUAUGGAGACUAUAAUAUCUGCAGUCGUUGUUGAUUCAUGGAUUGAGACAUUCAAUGUUCAAGAGUCAUUUAGUCCACAAGACAUUACCGAGACAAGAGAGCAUUGGGCGUCAUUUGUUUGCGACACCACAAGCAGUACGGGUUUCUAUUAACAAAUAUGGUUCUGUUUUGAUGUCUAGAAUGAAUAGUGUUGGUUUCAUGUGAAACUUUGUUCUUUUGACUUGCAAGAACCUUUGAAACUUUUGUAGUUUUUGCCUACGUGAACUUGUGAAACUUUGCAGUUUUGGCUUGGAUUGAUUGGUGUUAGUACUAGAUGGAACACUGUAUUUUGCUACAAUAUCAAUAUAUUUGCCAUAAUUCUCAUUUAA